Messenger RNA from Ipomoea triloba (trilobed morning glory), 3660 nucleotides. RefSeq names its product AT-rich interactive domain-containing protein 4-like. Bases 640 to 2961 code for a protein of 773 amino acids. Lineage: Eukaryota; Viridiplantae; Streptophyta; Magnoliopsida; Solanales; Convolvulaceae. The transcript is spliced from 16 exons. The record is from RefSeq and is a predicted model, not a curated record. Gene Ontology annotation, molecular function: DNA binding.
UCCAUAUACGCAUACGUGAACAGGGACGAGAGAUUUCUGGAACUCUUUUUCAGAUUUUGUUCCGUACUCAUCGUAGUCGGAUUGAACAAAACUGUAAAAGGGGAUUAUAUAGUAAUAAAAAAAGUUUGGUUUUUUUAAAUUCAUCCUUUCUAUACGUUUGUGUUGGGUUCGGGUGUUUAAUGUGUUGUUAAUGUUUGACUCGGAUGCAUGUGUAAUUGUCACUGCUCCAAAGCUGACACGGCCUCUCAAGAAAACAAUUUUUCGUUUUUAUAUUUAUAAAUUUCUUUAGGGGCAGUUUGAUUUUAGCGGUUGUUGAUUGUGAGUCUUAUGAUUUCCACUUAGAUACAAAUAAAGAGGGAAUGCAAAGGAAAGAUUCUUAAAUCACACGAUUUUUUUUUUCUUUUCUUUUCCUUUUUCUUUUUAUUAUUUUUCCCACAUUGAUUGGUUCCUUAGGGUUUCCUUCAUUAUUUACUCGUCCGUAUUCUUUAUGUGAAUUUGGAGCAUGUGGGCGUAGAUCUUUGCUGAUUUCUCAUUCUGGGGUUUUCAAAUUCCUUGGUCUUCUCGUCUGGAUCGAGAAAUUUGGAGGAGGUCUAAGAGGCUGGUUUUGGUUGGGAUAAACAUAGGAAGCUCAACACCCAGAUGUGUUCUGUUCAAGGGACUUCAAAGAACUGUUGCAGUCUCCUUGGGGUUGUGUGUGGAAGAGCUACUGGAAAUAAGCACCAGCAAGAUGUUGCAGUUGAUGGUGUUACAUAUCCCUUCCCCGAGAUUGCCUCCUCGGGGCGUUUGGAGGUUCAUCUUCUAAAAAAUCCGAGUAGAGAUGAAUUUCGUACGGCUCUGGAUACGUUGCAGCCAAACAUUGUCUUUUUACAAGGAGAACAACUCCCAAAUGAUGAAGUUGGUUCGCUAGUAUGGGAAGGUCUUGACUUGUCUUCUGAGGAGGCCAUUUCUGGGCUUUUUGGUGCCAAAUUACCAACAACAGUUUACUUGGAGCUAGCAAAUGGAGAAAAGUUGGCCACGGCUCUUCACUCUAUGGGAAUUCCAUAUGUGAUAUAUUGGAAGAACACAUUUUCCCGCUUUGCUGCUUGCCAUUUUCGCCAUGCAUUGUUCUCGGUGGUUCAAAGUUCAUCUUGCGUUACCUGGGAUGCUUUCCAACUCGCACAAGCAUCUUUUAGGCUGUAUUGUGUCCAAAACAACCUUGUGUCCUCUGAUAACAGCCGAAAAGUUGAAGCUAAGAUAGGUCCUCAACUUCUUGGAGACCCUCCGAAGAUUGAUGCUCCUCCUCCAGAGCCAGUUGCUGGAGAUGAUGAAGAAAGUCCGUCUGAUGAUCUUCCUGCCAUAAAUAUCUAUGAUGAUGACACGAAUAUUAGGUUUCUCAUUUGUGGAUUGCCGUGCUCAUUGGACACAUGCCUGUUGGAAUCUCUGGAAGAUGGGCUUAAUGCUCUCUUGAGCAUAGAGAUCCGAGGGAGCAAACUCCAUAACCGGGUUAGUGCCCUUCCUCCACCGCUCCAGGCCAGUGCAUUUUCUCGUGGGGUUGUGACCAUGCGAUGUGAUGUAUCAACCAGCAGUUCUGCUCAUAUCUCCCUUCUGGUGUCGGGCAGUGCUCAAACAUGCUUUGAUGAUCAGCUCUUGGAGAAUCACAUAAAGAGCGAAAUCAUUGAAAAGAGUCAGCUAGUUCAUGGACAGCCAAGUCCCAAGGAAAUCCGACCUCCCUUAUCUGAUCCUUGGAGAUCUGCCUCGAUAGCUUGUGGAGCAACGGUUUUCGAAGUUUGCAUGAGGGCUCCUAUGUGGGCUUUGCAGGUUUUGAGGCAGCUAGCAUCCGAUUUUUCGUUUCGUAGUUUUGUAGCGCUUGGUAUUGCCAGCAUCCAGGGGUUAGCCGUAGCUUCGUUUGAAAAAGAAGAUGCGGAAAGACUUCUUUUCUUCUGCAAAAUGCAGGGGAAGGAUGGGAAUUCAAACGAUGUUAAGAUCGCCAGCCCGCCAGCCUGGUUAAGACCUCCCGCUCCUAGCAGAAAGAGAUCUCGUACGAGCCAUGAAACUGAUUUGAGCCCCCGAAAUGGUUUGAAUUCUGGAUAUCGAGCGUAUAUUAGAAGAGAAGAGGAAAAUGGAAGUGCACCAGCAAAUGGGUAUGCAAUGCCUUUGGUGCCCGCUAGACGAAAACUGAAAGCUGCGGCACUUAAGCCCAUCCCUCAUGUUCGUCACCAAAAAAUGUUCCCUUUUUCUGGAAUCUCGGAGGUGGAGGGACACGAUGGAAACCAGGUUAAAGCUAAUUUACCGGUUGUUCCAUCAACUAAGGCAGCCAGUAAUAUCGGAGUAGCUGCUGCUACGCAACGUAAAGCAGUGGCAAGCUCACAACAGGCUAAGCAAAUUAUACCUUUGAAUCCCCUUCCUCUGAAGAAACAUGGAUGCGAGAGAAGCCCGAUACACGUGUGCUCUGAGGAAGAAUUCCUUAAAGAUGUGAUGCAAUUUCUUAUACUUCGUGGCCAUACCCGUCUUAUUCCUCAAGGCGGACUUCCCGAGUUUCCAGAUGCAGUACUCAACGCGAAGCGUCUUGACCUCUUCAACUUGUAUAGGGAGGUGGUUUCUAGAGGUGGAUUUCAUGUCGGCAAUGGCAUCAAUUGGAAAGGGCAAGUUUUCUCAAAAAUGCGCAAUCACACGGUGACCAACAGAAUGACGGGUGUUGGAAAUACACUCAAAAGACAUUACGAAACUUACCUUCUGGAAUACGAAUUGGCCCACGAUGAUGUAGACGGGGAGUGCUGCUUGUUGUGUCACAGUAGCGCUGCUGGUGACUGGGUUAAUUGCGGGAUGUGCGGCGAGUGGGCCCAUUUCGGCUGUGACCGGAGACCAGGUCUUGGCGCCUUCAAGGAUUACGCGAAGACAGAUGGAUUAGAAUACCUAUGCCCUCAAUGCAGUGUAGCAAAGUUCAAGAAGAAAAUUCAGAAAAUUGCAAAUGGAUAUUCUUGAGUCCUAACACUUGUCAAGAACCCCACUAAUCCUGAUGAUUCUUUCUAAAUUCUUUUCCUCUACAGAGUUUCCUUUUUUGCCAUGGGAGUGUUCCUCACUAGAAAGGCGCAGUACAGUAUACAUCUGCCCAUUUUGCCCCGCCAGGUUCCCGGACUUGCAAAAUCGCGAGUCAAAGCAAGUGAAAUUUGCAUGUAACAUCUCUCACGGGAUGCAGAUACCAGUGCAGUAUGCAAAGAGCCCGAGAAAGGAUGGAAGGUGCAUACUUGGGAGUGGGAGGUGUGCUACGAAGGCGAUGGAGGGAGUCGUGUAAUAUAUAGAGUAUAUACAUACAUAUAUAGCAUAAUCUUCUUUAGACAUGUUACAGUAGUUGUAGCUUUAUGAAAACAAUAUAAUGUAGUUUUUGGGGUUUUGGUGAUUCCUGCCUGAGGUGUGCAAAUCUUUUCAGCUUUUGUAGUUCAGCUCUAGAUUUAAUCAUAACUAUGGUGCCAAAAACCAUUGUACCAUUUAAGGUUGUAGUUUUUGUAGGGUUUGUUGGGGCUUAGUGAGGAACAUCCUUUGAUGUAAUGCUACUAGAACACUGCCUCAACUGACGUGGCGGGACAACAUUGGUGAUUACUGACAGAUAGACACUCUUGUUUUGCCACAUCAGGUGUGACAAGUGUACGAAUAAUACAAUUUAGUUUUUUUUUUUUUUUUAAA